UGACCGUACAACUCGAAGUUCACUGAAUCAUCCAAGUCUGGGCAUAACGUCGAUCCAUCCAGAAAGAGCCCUAUCGAGACGUCUUCGUCGAAACGUUCAUACGUUGAUAUCCGUGAAUCUUUAUCCCGCUACCAUGCCUAAUGGUCGACGCCUCUCUGAUCAUGACGAUCUAGGUUCUGAGAACGAAGAGGGCGAGGGGAGCCCAGAAACUUCGCGGGGAGGAAAGGCUCGCAAGACAAGCAACAAUACAGGCGUUUCGGCGCAAGCUAGACGAGACCAGAACCGGAUCGCACAGAGAGAGUUCCGUUUGCGAAAACAACAACAGAUCAAGGAUUUGCAAGCCAGGGUCGAACUGUUGUCCGGCGACCAUGAUGAACGGCAAGAAGCGAUAUCGCUCCUGGUCAAGAACCUGUUGACAGAGAAUGCUCAACUCAGAAAGAUGGUCAAGGACCUCUCGGGUUUCAUCGGAGAAGGUUUGGCGACGUUCCUGCCUAGACUUGGUUUGAAUCAUGAACAGCUCGACGCCUUUGUGAAUCGCCCGGAAACCGCUCCUGCACAUGAAGCGAUGGAGUUGCUUCGCGUCGCCAGGCAGAAGGAAGAGAAUACGGGUACGAAGACGGCGAAGGAGUCCAACUUCGAUGACAUCUUGGGAACUGGGACGAGAGAUGCUAGUCCCUUCGAAGGGUCUAGCCGAAAGCGGGCGGGGCCGGACACGAGUUAUGAUCCAGAGUCCUCGAAGAGGGCCCGGAUGGAUGAGCCAGAGGCCGGCUCUCGUCUAUCUCGAUACAACGAAUAUCCCAUGCACAACGGGGGGACCGAGCAGGACAGCGGACGGCGUCCAACUCUAGAUCCGAUCUCGACGCAGAGUCAACCCGAAGCGAGUUAUGGAGCAGGCGCAUCGAACGGUCAUUCUGCUAUGUCACAAGCUCGGGGCGAAGUCACACCGAGCCGAAGUCCCAACGUCCUUGCGAAUACGGGACAGGCUUUCAUGCUUCCAGAAGGACGUGCACAAGAAGCUAUGCAGCUUAUCGGAUAUCAUCUUACAAACUAUCGCCAAAACAAUUCCUACGUCUUGCCUCCAUCGCUGAGACCGACACCUCUGCAACGAAACCUUGCGCAUGAACAUAUUAUCGACGGCGUCAUCUUCCCCUCCCUUCGAGACAAGCUGAUCUUGCUUCGGGGAAAAUACGACGUAAUCGAGGUUGUCCGAGGCAUGUUUGACGAGUUCACCAUUCCAGGGGAGGAUACCCUGAAUCAUCAUAGCUACGAAGUCAGCGAAAAGUGGCUUAGGGAAAACGUCUGGUUCUGGGACAAGGAAGUGUUGGAGAUCACAAAUGCUUGGAGGGCACGUAGAGGAGAGCCAAUCUUGACUCGUGAAGAUCUGGUCGGCAAGAACGAUCCGUAAUCCUAAUCAGCAAGCAUAUAUGGGUGCGAGCAUAUUUCCUGUCUUGACAAGGAUCUCGAUGGUGAGAAUGUUGUAUUAUAUCAAAUCAGAUCUUGAAACGCCAUUUCACCUCUGAUGCAGGAUUAUCGAAAUAUAUAUAGACGCAGUGA
Filobasidium floriforme is the source of this 1554-nucleotide messenger RNA. RefSeq lists its product as uncharacterized. The record is from RefSeq and is a predicted model, not a curated record. The coding region runs from base 134 to 1405 and encodes 423 amino acids. The transcript is spliced from 12 exons. Gene Ontology annotation, biological process: regulation of DNA-templated transcription. Lineage: Eukaryota; Fungi; Basidiomycota; Tremellomycetes; Filobasidiales; Filobasidiaceae. Gene Ontology annotation, molecular function: DNA-binding transcription factor activity.